Molecule: messenger RNA, 1179 nt
Organism: Musa acuminata AAA Group (dessert banana)
Lineage: Eukaryota; Viridiplantae; Streptophyta; Magnoliopsida; Zingiberales; Musaceae
Exons: 7
Coding region: 1-621 (206 amino acids)
Source: RefSeq, a predicted model, not a curated record
AUGGAUCCUGACCCGAUCCGUCUACGAUUGGAGAUGGGUCUUCUCCGCGAGAACGCCGCAUACUGGUGGCGCGCUCCCGCCUCUUCCCUCGCCUGCCCGCUUGCUGCUAUAUCCACGCUGGCCGGCGGCUUCUACGCUGAAUCUGCCUCUCCUUCUCUUCUUCUGGCUUAUCGGAAGAAGAUGGUCUCAACUGGAUCAUGUUAUUCGGUCAAUAAGAUGCCCAAUGACACCAACGAGGGAGCUUUUAGGGACGUCAGACGAUACUAUUGUCAAUAUUGUGGUAUUUGUAGGUCACAGAAAAAUCUUAUUAGGUCGCACAUCGUUGCCAGUCAUAAGUUUGAAUUGGAAGAGACACAAUCUGAUGAAGUUGAAGGCAUAAACAAGGUGGACUGUGUAAUGCAACAUGCAUGCCAGGAGUGUGGUGCAUCCUUCCGCAAACCAGCACAUAUGAAGCAGCAUAUGCUGAGCCACUGCAUUGAGUUUUGGACUCAUUGGAUUUGCUUGGUAUACCUUGCUGGUCAAUUGAAAAUGUAUAAGAGUUGGGCUACUGAAACAUGUUUGAUUUUGCGUGAAGCACUGGAUCUCAUGCGACAAACUCCAAAAUGCAAAGAGGCUCCAUAGAAUCUUGAAUGGACUAGUAUCAGGAUGGGGGACCUCCUGUGAAGCUCCAUCAAGAAAGCCUCAAUCAGGCAUUUUAAUGAGAGACCUUUUUCCUGCCCGGUGGAUGAUUGCCAUGCUAGUUAUAGAAGAAAGGACCAAUUGACUCGCCACUCAUUGACGCACCAAGGAGGACUUUUCACUGUCCCUGUUAGCAAUUGCAAUUGCAAAUUUGGAAUAAAGGCUGACAUGAAAAGGCACAUGAGAGAUUCAUGAAGAUGAGUCUUCUCGCGAAGGUCAAAAGCAAUAUGUUUGCCAUGAACCUGGAUGUGGGAAGACAUUCAAGUAUCCCUCAAAGUUGAAGAAGCAUGAAGAUACACAUGGUAAAUCACUUUGCUUUAGGUUCUUGAUCCUUACAGUUUUGUAGGCCUAGAGAAGCAGGCUCCCCGCGACUUGCUCUUUUUCUCUUCGCUCCCUUUUCUCUCUUACAAUGAUAUGUUAUGUACAGUUACGGAUCUCGAUAUUACGACAUUUUCAUGCAAAUUGUACAAAAACAAUCAGCAAGUCUUUUUAUUCACUUCA